Letharia lupina is the source of this 6051-nucleotide messenger RNA. RefSeq lists its product as uncharacterized. Gene Ontology annotation, biological process: transmembrane transport. Bases 1 to 6051 code for a protein of 2016 amino acids. NCBI's taxonomy places the organism in Eukaryota, Fungi, Ascomycota, Lecanoromycetes, Lecanorales, Parmeliaceae. Gene Ontology annotation, cellular component: membrane. The transcript is spliced from 3 exons. Gene Ontology annotation, molecular function: ATP binding; hydrolase activity, acting on ester bonds; ATP hydrolysis activity. The record is from RefSeq and is a predicted model, not a curated record.
AUGGCGGAAUCAGGCAAGCAAGAGAAGGAGUACGCUUCUACAGAUCCCGUUGGAGUUGCCAACCAGACAAACUCAUCCGAGCCUGUCGCCACAGCACCUCUACAAUAUGUAGGAUCCGAGAGCGAUCUCUCGGAUUCGGAUCAAGGGCAGAAGGAGGAUGGUCAGCCAGACGUCCAUAGGACCGCCACUGCAACUACGACUACCUCAACCGUGACCGUGGUAUCGCAAUCGGAGGAAAAGAAACCAUGGUACAAACGUCUGAACCCAUUGAAGAAAUCGAUCAAACCUCCAAUACCGAAAGAAAGGAGGGUGUCAAGGGAAUACGGGGCCUCCUUCCUCAGUCUGUUGACCUUUCAAUGGAUGGCGCCACUCAUGAGUACGGGGUAUCAACGGACACUGGAGCUCAACGAUAUUUGGCUGGUCAAUCCGAAUCGCGCAUCUCCCGUCCUCUCAGACAAACUCAGUGCUUCGUUUCAGAGGCGAGUGGCUCGCGGCGACAAGUAUCCCCUUUUAUGGGCCAUGCACGAGACCUUCAAAUUCGAAUUCUGGCUCGGAGGGAUUUGCCAACUGUUCGCCAGCAUCUUCACGGUCAUGUCACCCUUCACGCUUCGAUAUCUAAUCGCUUUCGCCACCCAGGCAUACGAAGCGCAAGUCGACCAUAAACCGGCACCUCACAUCUCCAAAGGCAUAGGAUUGGUCAUUGGCAUUACGGUCAUGCAGAUGUGUCAGAGCUUGGGAACAAACCACUUUAUCUACCGAGGCCAGAUGGUGGGAGCGCAGUCGAGAGGCACAUUGAUAACGGUCAUUUUUGAAAAAGCAAUGAAGAUCUCGGGACGGGCCAAAGCAGGUGGGAAGGCCAUUGAGGAUACAAUGAAGCAAGAUGGGGAGGUCAAUAAGGAGAUGAAAAGGCAGAACCUCUUCAAGCGCAUGGUCGAUAAAAGGUUCAACCCAACGGGAGGUCCGCAAGUCACACCUGACAAGGCGCAAGGAAUAUCCGGUGACGGAGCCGGUUGGGGCAAUGGAAGAGUGGUCAAUCUCAUGUCUACCGACACCUAUCGCGUUGACCAAGCUUCAGGCAUGUUUCACAUGGUGUGGACAUCACCAGUGACCAUUAUGAUUACCUUGGUUGUUUUGCUUAUCAAUCUGACAUACUCGGCACUAGCAGGAUUCGCACUUUUAGUCAUCGGCAUUCCAGUAUUGACCAAAGCAAUCAAGAAGCUCUUCUCGCGAAGGCGAGCGAUAAACAAGAUCACAGAUCAGAGGGUGUCCCUUACUCAGGAAAUCCUUCAAGCGGUCCGCUUUGUCAAAUACUUUGGUUGGGAAAGUUCCUUCCUCGAGCGCAUUGGUCAGAUCAGGAGACGCGAGAUUCGUGCGAUUCAGCUUUUGUUAACCAUCAGAAACGGAAUAAACGCAGUCUCCAUGUCAUUGCCCAUCUUUGCCUCCAUGCUCUCUUUUGUAACGUACUCGCUCUCUAAGCACGACUUGGUGGCAGCUCCCAUCUUUUCCUCCUUGGCGCUGUUCAAUUCGCUCCGGAUGCCUUUGAAUCUACUACCAUUGGUCAUUGGUCAGGUUGUGGAUGCUUGGUCCUCGCUCGGACGAAUACAGGACUUUCUGAUCGCAGAAGAGCAGAGUGACGACUUUAUAUGGGACAUGGAAGGGAAGCACGCCGUCUCCAUGGAGCAUGCCGACUUCACAUGGGAACGGACCAUCACCCAAGAUCCAGACAAAAAGACUGGCGCGCAACUCAAUAAGAAGCAGAUUAAGAAGGUCAAAGAUGCAGAGAAGGCAGCGGCCCACGGACCAAAUCCCGCCGGUUCCAAGAGUGGAGAGGACAGCUCCAGCACUCUAACUCAAGUCGAGCCUUUUAGAUUGCACGAUAUGGAGUUCUCUGUCGGACGUAAUGAGCUCAUCGCAGUCAUUGGUGGCGUUGGCUCUGGCAAAAGUUCACUGCUUGCUGCCUUGGCUGGUGAUAUGCGCAGGACGAACGGCAGCGUGACCAUGGGCGCUACACGAGCUUUCUGUCCACAGUAUGCCUGGAUCCAAAAUGCUUCUGUGAAAGAUAACAUACUUUUCGGGAAGCCGUAUGAUAGGAAAUGGUAUGAUGCCGUCAUCGACGCCUGCGCUCUACGACCGGAUCUUGAGAUGCUUCCCAACGGUGAUAUGACUGAAAUUGGUGAACGAGGUAUCACUGUUUCAGGAGGGCAGAAGCAGCGUAUGAACAUCGCCCGUGCUAUUUAUUUCAACAGUGAUGUUGUCCUCAUGGAUGAUCCUCUUUCAGCGGUCGACGCUCAUGUUGGGCGCCAUAUCUUUGAUAACGCGAUUUGCGGUUUGCUCAAAGACAAGUGCCGAAUCCUGGCGACUCACCAGCUUCACGUUCUCAGUCGUUGUGACCGCAUCAUAUGGAUGCAGGAGGGCCAUAUUGAAACAGUGGAUACUUUUGCAAACUUGAUCAACAACGAUGAGGCCUUUCAAAAGUUGAUGGCAAGCACGGCUCAAGAGGAGAAGGUCGAGAAAGAAAAUGCUGUCAAUGAGGACGAUGUUGAGGAUGACAAGAAGGACGCAAAGAAAAGGAAGACCAAUAAGCGCGGAGCUGCACUUAUGCAGCAGGAGGAACGAGCGGUAAAGAGUGUGAGCUGGAGUGUAUACAUUGCUUACGUUCGUGCCUCGGGCUCGCUACUAUUCGCGCCGAUGGUCUUCCUGAUUUUAGUCAUCUCUCAGGGCGCGAACAUCACAACAAGUCUAUGGCUAUCAUGGUGGACGUCAAACAAGUUUGGCUUCACGGAGGGACAGUAUAUCGGUGCCUACGUUGCUCUCGGAGUAGUGCAGGCAUUAUUGAUGUUCACUUUCUCUGUCUGUCUCACGACGUUAGGUACAAGAGCGUCGAGGGUUAUGCUGCAGAAAGCCAUGACUCGGGUUUUGAGAGCACCGAUGAGCUUUUUCGACACAACUCCACUGGGACGGAUCACGAAUAGAUUCGCUAAGGACGUCGACAUCAUGGACAACAAUCUGACAGACGCCAUGCGAAUGUACUUCUUUACCCUGGCGAUGAUCACUUCUGUGUUUAUCCUGAUCAUUGUUUACUUCCAUUACUUUGCUAUCGCCCUCGGACCUUUGUUCCUAAUGUUUCUGUUUUCUGCAAGCUACUAUCGAUCGUCCGCGCGAGAGAUCAAGCGCCAUGAGUCAGUGCUUCGUUCUGAGGUGUUUGCACGCUUCAGCGAAGCAAUCUCCGGUACCGCCAGUAUUCGAGCGUAUGGUCUACAAGAUUACUUCGUCACAGGGAUCCAUAAAUCUGUGGAUCAAAUGAACUCGGCUUACUACCUCACGUUCUCCAAUCAAAGAUGGUUGAGCGUAAGACUUGACGCGAUUGGGAACCUCUUGGUCUUCACGACGGGCAUUCUGGUGGUGACCUCGCGCUUCAAUGUUUCCCCAAGUAUCGGCGGCCUGGUUCUAUCCUACAUCUUGUCGAUCGUGCAAAUGAUCCAGUUCACCGUCCGACAGCUUGCAGAAGUGGAGAAUGCAAUGGUAUCCACUGAGCGUCUUUACUACUACGGCACUGAACUUGAUGAAGAGCCUCCUCUACACAUGAAAGACAUACCGGACAGCUGGCCCCAGAAAGGCGAGAUCGUCUUCGACGAAGUCCAAAUGCGCUAUCGAGAUGGUCUUCCCCUAGUCCUACAAGGUCUCAACAUAACCGUAGCCGGAGGUGAGCGCAUCGGCAUUGUCGGCCGCACUGGAGCCGGCAAAUCGAGUAUCAUGUCAACUCUCUUUAGACUUGUUGAGCUCUCCGGCGGAUCCAUCAGCAUCGACGGCGUUAAUAUCGCUCAAGUCGGCUUGAAAGACCUCCGCACACGCCUUGCGAUUAUCCCGCAGGACCCCACUCUUUUCCGUGGUACGAUUCGCUCCAAUCUCGAUCCCUUCAACGAACAUACCGAUCUCGAGCUCUGGUCGGCCUUACGGCAAUCUGAUCUCGUAGAUGCGGACGCCAACCUCGACGACAAAGCCCACGGUCGCAUCCAUCUCGACGGUAUCGUUGAAGAGGAGGGCUUGAAUUUCUCCCUCGGACAGCGGCAACUCAUGGCUCUCGCUCGAGCAUUGGUCCGUGGCUCCCAAAUCAUCGUCUGCGACGAAGCUACUUCAUCUGUGGAUAUGGAAACGGAUCAGAAGAUCCAGCGGACGAUACAGACAGGCUUCAGGGGCAAGACGUUGCUUUGCAUUGCGCAUAGGCUCAAGACGAUUAUUACCUAUGAUCGGAUCUGUGUGAUGGACCAGGGAAGGAUAGCAGAGUUGGAUACACCAAUUAGGUUGUGGAAGGAGGGAGGGGACUGCAAAGUCUACGAACAUGACGACGACAUGACAGGCAUAUUGCGCACAGCAUCUGGAGGUGGUCAGCGUCUUACAUCGCCACGACAAGGGGAAACGCACCGAGGUUCUCGUGUGGAGGUAGACACUACUGUGGAGGAUAUCGAUGUGACUGUUCAUCUUCCCGGUCCCCCGCCUGAGGGAUAUGAGCAACACCAGGAGGGUGGGAAGAAGGAGCGUGAGGAUACUGAAUACCCGUUAACGACUUAUACACUCCCUGAUGGAUCCGUGACAGUCGUCUCUGGGCCAAAGCCGACCCAUGCAGGAUCUAGGCACGGCGCUGGCAAUGGGAAGCAUUUUGCCCCCCCUUCCAAACCCGAGACUACCGGGGUUGAUUCAAGCGCUGGCGAGGCACCUCCGUCGAACCCCACUGCGACCAGCUCUGCCGCCGGCGACUCGGGUUCUGGUUCAGGUCCCAGCCACCUCAGCGGAGGUGGUGCCAGUCCUAGCUCCGCGACCCUUUCCGCCGGUUCCUUUGCCUCUCUCGAGAGUCCCGAUCUCGACUAUGCUCCCUCAACCGUGGUAGAUCACACAACGUCAUCUUCAACAGCCGCCGAUUCUCCGGCAACGAUAACCACCCCUGCCUCCUCGGUGGUUCCGGCCAACAACUCCCCGACAUCCACCGCGGCCUCCUCUGCAGCGGCCCAAGCUCACAGCGCGGGUUAUCCAUUCAGCGCCCUCGUCGCGUUUGGGGACAACCUGUCAGAUAACGGGAACGGCAGCUACGCCCACAAUGUCGCAGCUUGGAGUCCGACAAACGUGGUCGACGGGAACACCAUCUACGGCGCCCGCACCUGGACCAGCGGACCCGUCGCCGUCUCCUAUCUCACCGACCUCCUCGGCGUGCCUAUGGAUCAAAACUACGCUUUUGGGGGUGCUUGGGGAGGGAGCCGUUUCGGCGCAACCAUCGACGAUACGAUGCAGCAGUCCAACUUCAGCGCCAGUCUCGCGGAUGGGCCGUGGUUCAAUCACGGCGAAUUCAGUGAACCCUGCUGGGGAGCCCCGAGUGCCAAAGUCCAGAUAAACGACUACAUCAACGGCGGCGUCAACAAAAACGCGCUGCAUUUCCUGUGGAUCGGCGCCAACGACAUGGACGCGGCCUACAAAGGCACCCUCGGCAUCGACAACCCGACCCUCAACGACGCGUUCGCCGCCAAAAUCUCCACCAAGAUCCCGGGACUCGUCUCCACCCUGCUCGACGCCGGGGCGCCGUACGUCCUCGUGGCCAACCUCUACCCCAAAAACCACGCCCCGCUCUGGCCCAACUUCCUCGGCAUCGACACCCCGUCGCAAUGGGACGCCCUGGGCGCCGCCAUCGCCUCCGCCAACGCCGCCCUCGAGGCCGCCCUCGCGGCCCUGCCCCACGCCGACCGGGUCGUCCGGUACGACGCCUUCGCCUUCAUGUCGGACCUGUACGCGGACCCGGGCGGCGCGUUCCCCAACAUCCGGGACACGAACGGGUUCCCCUCCUUCUGCGACGGGGACGCCGAGGAGCCGGCGGCCGUGCGGGCGAUCAACGGCACGGUGGUGGACGGGGUCCGGAUCACGAGGAAUUGGGACUACUGCGUCACGCUCCAGCAUCAGGAUGAGUGGUAUUGGAUGCAGUAUGUGGACCCGAUGAGCCAUGUGCAUCAGCUCGUGGCGCAGGAUAUGGCGGAGACGGUCAAGAAGUUUCCGUUUCCUCCGCUGUGA